UUCCUAUAAAUUCUCACCACCCUCUUUAAUGCACUGCACAUAUAAACAACUAAAACAGCUAUGGCUUCCAUUUCCCACCUCCCAUUUUUUUCUUAUGCCUUUGCUUCCCUUCUCUUUUUAUCCACUCUCCUGAGUUUAAGUCAUGCUUCUAUUGAACAACCAUCUUCUAUAAAGUGCCCAAUUCCAGCAUCACUUGAGCCUAACUCUAACAUAUCUUUAGGCACUCUACAAUUAUCACAUUCUGAGGCAUCUAUUGAACAACCAUCUUCUAUAAAGUGCUCAAUUCCUGCAUCACUUGAGCCUAACUCUAAUAUAUCUUUAGGUAUUCCACAAUUAUCACAUCCUGAUAUCCUACCGGUUUCAGAGCCAUUGCCUGGGAUCCUAGACAGUGAAACCUUGGUUGCAUCUACUGAGCAACAAUCUUCAAUAAAGCCUCCAAUUCCAGCAUCACAUGAGCCUGACCCUGAUAGAUCUUCAGCUACACUAUCAUUGCAUUCUGAUAUUUUACAUUUAUCAGAGCCAUUGCCUUCAAGGGAGUCAAUACCGUACCGGAGGCUGUACCGGUUUGGCCAGCGGAUCCAAGGACAGAACAGGAGCUUGGGACCAGUCCCAGAGUUAGGCAUAUGUUUCCCGUGGACAACUUUCGUCUUCCACUUGUUGCUCCUGUUUCUGUUGCUACAGCUGCUGCAAUUUCUUCUAUUCCUUCCCUUGCUCUUUGGCAUGCUCGUCUUGGUCACGCAUCUUCCUCUUGGGUACAACAAUUGGCUUCUAGAGGACAAAGAAAAUUUUCAAGCUGACUGACUGAGUUUAUGGAAAAAGAUCAAGAAUCAAGAUGAAGAUGAAGAAAAGAAAGGUAAGAAUACAGAU
Molecule: messenger RNA, 867 nt
Organism: Quercus lobata
Lineage: Eukaryota; Viridiplantae; Streptophyta; Magnoliopsida; Fagales; Fagaceae
Exons: 3
Coding region: 61-801 (246 amino acids)
Source: RefSeq, a predicted model, not a curated record